Messenger RNA from Manis javanica (Malayan pangolin), 2293 nucleotides. Lineage: Eukaryota; Metazoa; Chordata; Mammalia; Pholidota; Manidae. The record is from RefSeq and is a predicted model, not a curated record.
AUGGGCCCCUCAAAUUCUUCUACCCUUUUAGAAGCUGCCACCCCAACCCUGAGGGGUUUGAGAUCACUGCCUUUCCCACCGCCUUCUCUGCCUUUACGACCUGGGGCUGGGGCUCGCUUCCCUGGGGCAGACAUAGCAGGAGACACGUGCCAGUCAGUGCCGCAAGCAGAGCAGUUGUCAGCCCGGGGUGACUAUCUCAGUCAAGAUGGCGGCCGAGGAAGUGAAUGCCGCCAAGGGGGCGCUGUUCGAAGCGGUGCCUGCUGGGAGGUGAGGGGCGUGGCAGAAAAGAUGGCCACCAUCCAGACUGCAGUCUGUGAGAGUGACUCUGAGACAGGAAUUGGAGGGACUGGGAGGGGCCACGAGCGCUCCUUCCCCUCCCUCUUGCUACGCUUCGGGACCCAGGGCGACCAAUGCUUUUCCUGCUACCCCUCCCGUGGCAAUCCCGCGGGCACCAGAACCGAGGACCUGCUACGUAACCGCGCUCGUGGCUGCCUAGUAACAGCGCCUGAGCGAGGGAAGUGGGCCGAUCUAGGGGCGGGGCUAGAGAGCCGACACGCGCACACGCGAAACGACCGAUCGUCGCCCAAGCGCGCGGUUUCUUACUGUCUUGCUUUGAACUGGGAAAAUUCGCUUUGGGGAGUGAAGAGGGUAGUCAGUGGCCUGACGAUCACGUCUGGUGAGUUAGGCCAGCCUGAAGCCAGCCCCACACAUGCUAGGCUAGACCGGCCGAACCGUGAGAGAAGUGGGGCUAGCGUCCUGGGAGGGGUGAUCCGAAGGGCCGGGGCCCAAGGGCCCAAGUCCUGGAUCCGAAAUGUUCUUGAGCAAAGAACGGACUCACCUCUCCAGUGGAUCACCCCUUCGGAGGUGGUGCCUGUCGCUGUGCUGGCUGUCCAAAGGUACCUGUUAGGGGAUGAGCCACGCGACCGGAUACCGAAACCGCCUCUUUACUGCUUUGAUGUGACGAUCUCCGACAGGGUGUACCAGCAGUGCUACCUGGUCCCCAGCCUAAACGAUCUCGUGUACAAAAAUAUUCUGAAUGUUGGCAUAGAACUGAGAAUUUCCAGAGUCUCGUGUCUUUACAACGAGAGAAGAACAGGCCAGGGGAUCCUGUGCAUAGAUAGCGUCCACUGUGGGAAGACCUUGGACACUCUUUCUUUAGAAACUCCCUUUAGAAAUAGUGCGCACGAGGAGAUACAAAAGAGGCCUUGAAGGGGCGGUAGGAGUCAUUACCUGGCGCUGUGGAAUAAGGAAGACCCGUAUGGAGAUAUCUGGCUAAGGAACAAGCAACCUGAGGAACACAGUUGUUAUGAAAUCUGCCUGAACCCUCGAGAUCCUCCAACUAAUAUAAUUAUCAUUCCAGAAAAGUAGGUGAAACCAGAAUGGAGAUUGCCAAAAUUAAAUCACCACUUCACCACAAGAUCAGAACUGGAUGAUAUGCCAGAAAAUCAUAUCUGUGAUGUUAUUGGCAUUUUAGUUUUUGUAGGAAGGGUUCAGAGGUCAAAGCAGAAAGAAAACUGUGAAGAUUUUUGGUCAUAUGGUUGGAUUCAUACUGCUGAUGGGACUUCAGAACAACCAUUUAUAGUGGAAUUGUUUUCUAUGUCUCAGCCUGAAAUCUCUGAAAAUAUUUACCCAAUGACAGAUUUCAUGUGUACACAGUUGAAAGUUGUCAGAAAUGACACUCAAGUACCUAAACUGCUUUACCUCACCACUACAAAUGAACGUCAGAUAUUUAUUAUUGGUCAUAAAAGCCGUCCAUAUUCCAGCGAUACCAGUAAAAACUUCCUUCAGUGGAGUAAAGAAAAGACUGAUUCCGGAGAAAUGAAGAAUACGAUUAUUGGUGUAUAUUACGUCUAUCCACCAGUGCCGGAAAUAUUUUUGAAAUAUAAGAGUUCUGUUAAAGUUGAGUCACUCUUCACAGCUUUAAAUGAACUGAGGAGUGACAUUGAAGAUUUACAGUAUAGGGAACAAAAGCGCAUUGCAAUUCAGGGGAUAAUUACUGUUAUAAAGUAUGUUCCCACUAACUGUGCUACUGAAAGUGCCUCAGCAUCAGAAACAUUUCGACUGGGGUGCCAGACAAUUAAUAGUAUAUCUCUGAAAGCACUGUGAUCAUAAUUACAAUUGGUACCUUGUACAUUUUAUUCAGAACUCACUUGUAUUGACUCUUAAUGAUGUAAACGUAAGAACAAAAACACUGUUUUUGUUUUUGUUUGUUUUUCUGUUUCUUUUUUUUUUUUUUGAGAGGGCAUCUCUCAUAUUUAUUGAUCAAAUGGUUGUUAACAACAAUAAAAUUCAG